AUUGUUCACAGUGUAACAGGUGGAUGGGUAAUUUCGAAUUGCAAAGAUCAAAACAAUAGAAAUUGUUGUGUUUUUUUUUGUACCUUUUAACAUCGUAUAUUUUGGUGAACACCAGAUGCUGUUUGGACGUCUCAGUUUGUGUGGUCAAUUUUAUUAGUUCAAUAGUUUUCCAAAAGGAUUUUCAUACAGGAACUUUGCGAUAUGCAAAGAGGGUUGAGUUGUUGGUACAAGUUUCAUUUUAACUAUGCACUGUCUACUUGGUUCUAGUCCAGUAAUUGAGAUAUGCAUUAAGAGUUUAAUGGUGUGUGUAUUUUGUGGCAAAUUUAAAGGUAUACAUCUGUUAUAUUGUUUAUAUUGUGGCAGUCUCGAAAAGUACACGACUUGUAAAACUAUUUCCAAGUUAAAAAAACAGGUUUAAGUGAAAACAGUGUUAAAAUUGGUUUAUUUUUGUACAUACUUUUCUUUUAUUAUCAAUAACAUAAAAAUAAAGAAAUGUUAGACUGUUGUUGAUAAUAGUAAUGUCGUGUAUAGUGAAACUUUUGAUUUUGAUUAGUGUGCGUGAGUGUAUGUUGGUGACCUGCUGCACAACAGUAGAUACAUGCUCAUGAGAUGGUGACUUGAUCUUAAUUACAUUGAGACGCUUGUGAAGAAUACAAAUAUAACUCUGUUGGUUUGUGCUGUUUUUGUUCUAAAUUUCUUUCAUGGGGGGGAAAAGACAGUGACUCUUUAAUUAAUGUCAUGUUAUGGUUUGAAAAAAAGACAAUCUAACUUCGUGUUGAGUGAAAAAAAAAACAACAUAGGAGACUUGGAAAAACAUAGACGCUUAAAAUUAUGGAAACAGUCGAAACAGCUGGAGAAGGGUUUAUGACCAUUACACCGUGAACAUUAUCUUUAUCAGGGUCAAAUUAACCAGCGCCAUUACACAGUGCUGGGAUGAUUACGACAAAGUCUAGUUUUGGGUAACCUUGAAAAGCUUCAAUAACAGGAGCCUUCCAAUCCUUGGAGUAUAAUUCAAUACUCCAUUCUACCAGAGUCUCGGUCUCGGCGUGGGAUAAGCCCUAACCUGAAACUUUAUAACGUGUAAUUAUGCCAGGGCUACACCUGAGUUAAUUUACACAGAUUAGCCAAAUGUUUAUUUUUACCUGUCCCUAACCUCUGUCGCGUUGUUGUGUAAAGUUCAGUUGAGUAAUUUUAACAAUUUUCUGAACUAACGUUUUCUGUCAGUUGUUUUUAAGAAACACAUUUUACACAGUUGAGAACCUUGUAUUCACUGCUGAUGGGCAACAUGUGUGGAGAACCUUCUAUUCACUCUUAUAAGUGUAGAACGCAUUAUUUUCACUUAUGAGGGAUGCACUUCCCUGAGUAGCUUACUACACAUUCACACAUGCGUUAAAGUAAAACAUAAAACCCAGGGACACAACUACUGAUGGUAGACAGGACUUUGUGAAUCUAUAUCAAUGUCCAAUUACUCUAACAAUAAAUGACCUUUGCAUAUAAUGAUUGCUCCAUUUUAAGCAAUUUUCUCACAAUGUAAUGGAUGAUGUAACUAUAAGCUUAAAUUGCAGUCAGCAGACUGUACCACUAAAAAGUUUUCUUAGGAACGUGUCAGAACACUCCAAACUACUAGGCCAUUCUCUAGUUGUACUGCCUUUGUCUUUGUUUCCUACCAGAUCCAAAAUAGACAUAAUAACGACAUAGAAAAUUCUACAUUUUAAAGAUACUUUUUUACUGUCCGGCACUUGAGCCAUAUUCUGAUACUCUUAAUCUACGCAGUGACGUUUGAAGGCUAGAGAUGAGCUACGACUUCUACUGUAAAAAUCAUUGUAAUCAAAUGUUUUAUUAAUUAAAACUUUCUUCUUAGGAACAAAAAAAAAAAAAGAAUAUCCUGAACUGACAAAAGAAUCUCGCAGGUUGAAUUCAUUUGAGUAUGAAAGAUUUAUCAUGGGGAGUUCUGGCCGUUUUGGUGUGCACGGUCAGCGCCGUGUCGGGACAGGAGGACAGCAACAGCAGGGUGGAACGUGACAGAGGCGUCUCUCCCAAACCGGUGAAGAAGCCGUGCUGUCUGCCUUACAAGUUCCAGGCUAUAACAGUGGACCUCAAAUCAUUCCAGUAUGACAAGGAAGUGAGUCCACUUGUUAAUUAUUAUACAACCAUUACCCGACCCCACCCCCCCCCGCCCCACAGACACACACCUUUGACCAUUAAUGCCGAUACUCGUUCGUUAAUCGCUGAAGCUUUAGAUGCAAACUGUUAGAAAAGUGGGUGUGCACUGUUAGUGAUUAAGUGCAAACUGGUAGAGAUUUAGGUGUGCUCUGUUAGUGAUGAAGUGCAAACUGGUACUGAUUUAUUAGUUUACACGUAGGGAUUAAGGUGUCCACUAUUUGUGAUCGAAGUUUACACUGGUCAUAACUACGGUGCGCACUGGUAGUGAUUUAGCCGUGCAUUAGUGUUUAUUUAGGCGUGUUGUGAUAUUGAUUAAGGUGUGCACUAAUAGUGAAUUAGGUGUGCACUGCUAGGGAUUUAGAUGGGACAUUGGUACUAAUUUUGGUGCGCAUUCAUAUAGUUUCAUUUGUGCAUUGUAAUGCUAUAAAAGGCUAAUGAUAAUUAUUUAGGUGCGCAUUUUUGAAUUUUCAGGUUCAUUUUUAUUUUUUAGGUUGGGAGAGUUGUUUACUGGAGGUGGGAGGAGGGGGGCAAUACGAAUCAUAUUGAACAAGUCAUUAACUAAUUGCCACAUUAAAACAGAUUAAAUACAUUUAAAGUUUAAAAUAAGUUUAAUUAUAUAAGCGUGAGCUACGAUAUCCGUGUAGCGCUUUUUUAAAAAAAAGAAUAAAUUUAAAUAAUCUCGGGUGUCUACAGUACAGAUGAGUGGAUCAGAGAGUGGCCUAAUACAUUUAUUAGAAUAAAAAUAUGUUUAAGUAUAAGUGCGAAAGAAAGAGAUAUCAAUGUCUCAAAACCUAAUCAUAUUAACACAUGCGGAAAUGUGGUCUUUAAAAAUAGUGCCAUCCCCCCCCCCCUCUAAAAAACACACCUUGGGGACGUGAACAACGAUGUAGUAAUACUUUUUUUAUAUUAAGAAAAUCCUUGUUUUUUUCUAUUUACGCAAAGUACAGUUCCGAGUCAAAUACUUUCUUCGCGAUUUAGAACAAUUUUUAAAAAGAAGAAAAAAAAAAAGCCUCUAGAUUAUUAAAAGUGGUCUUUUGUUUAGCUUAACAGAAGUAUUGAAAUGAGUAUACAUCAAAUCUUUGUUACUGACUGUAUUCGAUUUAAACAGGACGGAAAAAACAUGGAGGAAACUGCCUUUUCAAAAAAAAAAACGUGAAUAUUUUACCUAUAGCAAAUAUCUUUUUUUUUUCUUCAUGGGGUCGCAUAUUUUUCUUAACAAAGCAAUCCACCUUGGUAGAUGAUGAUGAUUGAGUAAUUUUGUAGCAUUAGCGUCGAUGCUGUUUUAGCAUGCUCACAGCGCUUGAUGUCCUAAAAUCUAUUUAAAGAAAAAAUAGUCUUUAAAUGGUUCUUAAAUGACUUUUUAUCAUUUUCAAUUUCCCUCAAAGACUGAGAACAACUGUUCCAUAAUUUAGGCACAAUAGCUUUAAAAAGAGCGCACUCUGUGUUCACACAGGGAACCCUCAGUAAGGACUGUGUUGAAGAGCGCAGGUUCUUUAUUGAUUCAUGUUUUGAAAUCAGUUCUUUAAGAUAUGCAGGUGCAGAGCCUUCUAUACAACUAUACACCAGUUACGGAAUUUUGUGGUCAGCCUGUGGAGAUCUUUAAGAACUGGGUUGAUGUGGUCAGAUUUCUUUACACGCGAUACAAUGCGUGCUGCAUUACAUUGAAGAUGAGUAGUUAUAGUUCCUGAUGUUAAAAUUCUUUUUGAGUUAACUCUAUAGAUGAAAAGAUACGAUUAAUUAUUCGAUCUAUUUCUAGCAAACUAGCAGGCUCUACAGAAACUGGGAGUCCAGAAUCCAAGUGAUGGACGAGAUCAAGUAUACAGAGGGUGGCAUUGUAUCCACAAUAUAUCGUGUUAUAUUGGACUAUAAGAACGUAAGUAAACAUGUUUUUCUAUUUGUAACAGUGGGGUAUCAAUAUCUGAAGCUAUGAUAUCCAACUUGUCCUGAACCAGGAUAUCCAACUUGUCUUGAAUCAGGAUAUCCCAAUAGUAUUGAACCAGGAUAUCGAACUUGUCUUGAGCCACGAUAUCCAACUUGUCUUGCGCCAGCAUAUCCAACUUGUCUUAAACCAGGAUAUCCAACCUGUCUUGAACCAGGAUAUCCAACUUGUCUUGAAACAGGAUAUCCAACUUGACUGGAACCAGGAUAGCCAACUUGUCUUGAACCAGGAUAUCCAACUUGUCUUGAACCAGGAUGUCCAACUUUUCUUGAAACAGGAUAGCCAACGUGUCUUGAACCAGGAUAUCCACGCAUCCGGAAAUUUGAUUGAACGGAAAUUUGGCGAAACUUUUUUCAGUUUUUACGUCAAAAUUGUGCUUCCAAUUUCUUUUUGAACGCAUUAUUUUGUUUUACUCUAUUGUAGAGUGCAUAUCCAACUUGUCUUCAACAAGGAUAUCCAACUUGUCAUGAGCAAUAAUAUCCAACUAUUCAAACAAUAUGACAUCCAAGUUAACAUGAGCCAUGCUAACUAAAUUAUCUUUUGAGAUUCACAACUUUUUACGCAAAAUUCUGAAGGAUAUUGUAAUUUUGCAAGUCGAACAUAUUAAUUUAUUUUAAAACCAAACAUAUUUUUCUGGACUGAUAUAAGUCAUUACGUAGUGCACAAUGUUAUGAGCAUGCAGUGUUGUAUUAUUAUAAAGAAAGAUGUAUCAUCAAGCAGUAGAACACACAUUAUUAAUGCCACAUAAACGAGGGUUGAAUAAAGAUGCUUAUAUUUUUAAUUGCUUGUUUAUGUUACACAGUUUCUAUCAUUGUUGGUUUCCACCUAUGUUUAAACUGUUCGAUUUUUUUUUGAUAUCCCAUAUCCUGCCGUUACCUAACACCUUCUCUGUUUCAAGAAAUUAAGGUACGUGAUCGUUGGAGAUGACUGCAAAGAUCCUGUCCCACUUAACAGCGGCAUGUUGGAGCCUUGCAUGCCUGGUGCGUUAGCUUUCCUACUAUUCCAUAUUAAUGUGUGUAUCAAAAAACAGUAUUUUCCAUGCAGGCAAAAAAACUACUCUAUUACCCAUUUUGAUUGGUUUACAAUAGUUUAAAUUAAUGGCUGAAGCUAUGUUUUAGGUCUAGUUUUCAAGAGAAUUAAAGCAUCCACCCAUCACCCUUAAAUAUUUUUUUGCCCAAAGCCCUUUCCCAAUUUUUGGUGAACUGUCAAAAUAGACUCUCCAUAUCCUGCCAGAAGUUUGACUCUCCAUUGCACAGCUUGUUUAGAUAUCAAAAAUGUGUCCCGUUUAACAACGUUGUCCAGCCUAACUAUUUGUCCGUAUCACAAUGUAUCCAAUCUAAAGUGUCCCCUCUAAAGAUCUGCCCCAUCCAGCAUUGUGUCCAGUACAAAAAUGUGUCCCGUCUUAUAUAAUUAAUCUCUUUUUGAAGCUUUAAGAGUAUUUCCUAUCUCGAAGAAUACUUAGCUCGCCCUUUACCCAUGUUGUUUAUAUUGCCUCUCUUACUUUUGAACCCUAGGUAUCAAAUAAGUACCAUACCUUUAGGACAUGAUAACCUAGACUUUUUUUUAAUACCUUCCAUUCACUGCGUUUAAUGUCAACCAUAGUAAGAUGUCUUUCCAUGACUGUGUUUGUUUCAGAUAGCGCUCGAUACCUGGGUAAAUCGUACAUCGGCGCGUAUGACAAUACGGCUGACUUUGAUGCAUGGUAUUUCCGGCGCACCGACCAAAACAGAGAUAUAGAGAUGACGAUAGCUGUUACGGCUGACAGGUGUGUCCCCGUCAUGGAACACAUCGCAGGAACCAUGGCCAGAAGUAAGUCCGGUGAAAUUCCACGGUCAUGAUCAUGCACACACACUGAAGAUGGUGAUGCACGACCAAUGCAAAUAAUGGUUUGUGUUACUACAUCUGCUCAUGAUGCUCAUUUGCACUGUUCGAUUUUUUUCACCUUGUGCCUAGAGUAAUUGUGUGUGUGUGGGGGGGGAGUACUAAUGCGUGUUAUUGUUCGUUAUUCGCACGCAAAGGUGACCACGCAUUUGACUUGAUUUGACUUGACCUGUGUUUUGUUUAAAGUGAGGGAGGGUUGCUCAAUUCGUCAGCCUCACUCUCUCUCUCUGUCUCUCUCUCUCUCUCUCUGUCUCUCUCUCUAUCUCUCUCUCUGUCUCUCUAUCUCUCUCUCUCUCGUCCUUGCCUCUUUGAUCCAAUGGCAAGACUUAGUUUAUUCAAGACGACUGGAAACAGACCAGGAAGCAGUGGAUGAUCAGCGGUGUUCCUUGUGUGUCACAUGGCUCUUAGGCACGUCGCUGGAGUUUUCCGAAUCUUCAUUGCGUCAAUGUCUAAACGCCUACGAGACUCCAUCUGCAGGUUUGAUUUCAGAGUUUGCCUUCUCUUAGAUGAGUAGCCAUCCAAAGUUAACGAGUCCCAUCGCCCCGCGGUGAUGGUGUUAUUUUCACUAGUCUAGGCUGAGGAUUGUAUGCCAGUUCACAAGCUUUGGACUGACUCAGUUUAAACCGCUCGGCCAAGAAACUCACUACGUGUGUACCUUUAUUGAAACACAUUGCAGGGAAAUGAUUGUUGUUACGACUUUCUUUCAGCAGGAAAUUAAUGUUGUGUUAAAUGGUACCAUUUUAUUUCUUAUCACUGGCAAACUCGUCUGGGUUCACUACCACACAGCCACACUUCGUCCACACGCCACUAACGUAUCAAAAGAUAUUCCGCUUUUGAUUGCCAACUUAUGUAUUCACUAAAAUAAAUUCGCUAAAUAUUUCCAUUCCUUAUAUCUUGCUAGAUGAAACAAUCGACAAAAUAUGGAGAAUUUUAAGAAAUAAAAAGUUUAAAUAGUUUAGGGGAUAUCAAGGGACAUAAAAAGAAAAUUAUUUUCAACAACAAAAAUGUUCGUUCUUCAUUCCCCUUAGCUUAAUAACAGGGCCACAGGAGAGACCGCCAAUACAAACUAUUGAAGAAAAAUGGCUUAGUUGAACUGAGAGAGAAGGUACUGAGGCUCCGCCAAACGAUCCAAUGGUUAUUGCGCAGAUCUUAUUGAAACUACCUGAACGGCAUCUUCUCAGAGGAAGAUAGGCCGACCAAAGGUGUCAAGAACAAACGUUUCUGGAGCUAUGUGAAGCACCAAAAGUCAUCAAACGCUGGAGUCCCACCCCCCCCCUGAGCUGGGAUGGCCAUUUGACAUCUGACCCAAAUACACAGGCUGACGUACUCAAUCAGCAGUUCCAGUCGGUCUUUGGCGACGGUAAAGAGUUCUCGGAGGCUGAAUUCCAUCUGAAGACCAAAAUGAUGAACAGAGCCUACCCUGUCAUGGAGGAUAUCCAGAUAUGAGAGCAGGGUGUGCUUGCGCUUCUGAAAACCAUUAACCCCUACAAAACAUGUGGUCCUGACAACAUCAAACCACGAGUGCUCAAAGAAUUAGCCAAAGAAAUCGGUCUUGCCCUAACAAUCCUCUUCCAAUCGUCGAUGUGCCAAGGAAAUGUUCCAGCAGACUGGAGAACUGCACAUGUCACUCCAAUCUACAAGAAAGGGGAGCAUUCUGACCCUGCCAACUAUCGUCCGAUAUCCCUCACCAGCGUGGUCUGCAAACUGUUGGAGCACAUAAUCGUAAGCACAGUCAAGAAGCAUUUUGAAAGCCAAAAUAUAUUCAAUGAGUGUCAACAUGGCUUCGGGGUCAAUAGAUCAUGUGAGACCCAGAUCCUUGCUUUUGUAGAAGACUUGAUGACCAAUCUGGAGAACCACAAGCAAACUGACGUGCUGGUUGUGGACUUCGCAAAGGCAUUUGACCGUGUCAAUCAUAGUUUGCUUCUACACAAACUCCAGAUGUAUGGGAUCCAAGGAACUACUAAAACAUGGAUCUCUAGCUUCCUCAGUUACCGAGGCCAAGCAGUAGAUGUGGACGGUACAAGCUCCUCCUUUAUGAAUGUGCAGUCAGGGGUCCCCCAGGGAUCAGUGUUAGGCCCCUGUUUGUUCCUAGCAUACAUAAAUGACCUACCCAAAAAACUGACAUCCCAAGCAAAACUUUCCGCAGAUGACACAGCGGUGUAUAGGACGAUCGCCAACAGAUCUGACCAGGACCAGCUACAACAGGAUCUCAAUCUGUUAGCUGAGUGGAAGAUUAGCUGGGACCUGGAAUUUCACCCUGCCAAGUGCCAGACACUAUCAGUCUCUAGAGGUUGUACUCCUCUACACUACCAAUACAAACUGCAUGGCCAUAUAGUUGAGACAGUUUCCUCAGUUAAGUACCUGGGUGUUACCAUUCAAAGAGAGGUCCGCUGGGACGAGCAUAUUAACAAUGUAUGUAACCAAGCAAACAACACCCUGGGAAUUCUUAAAGCGUAACCUGAAGAUUGGCAACUCCUGUGUAAAAGAAAGAGCAUAUAAAGCCUUUAUCCGUCCGAUUUUAGAUUAUGCAUCUUCAGUACGGGAACCAUUUACCCAGAAGAGCAUUUACCGGUUGCAGGCGGUCCAGCGACGGGCGGUUCGCUUUGUCCUGAACCGCUACAGAAAUACCUCUAGUGUUGGCAGCAUGCUGGAAACACUAUGCUGGUCACCAUUGGAGGAACGACGACGUCAAUCCAGGCUGUCCAUGAUGUACAAAAUAAAUAAUAUGCCCGUUCACUGUUCCAGUAUUAAACAGAAACUCGUCCCUCUCCCCCAUAGACAGUGACGAGGCGAUGACAGGCAAUUCCGGCUCAUACCAGCAAGAACUGCUCAUUCCUUCCCAAUACAAUCAGGGACUGGAACAAACUUUCAAAAGAAACAGUUGAGGCGAAAACACUAGACACAUUUGCGUCUAUCGCAUCAAGCCUUCCAACCCUCAGUGCAUGAUUCCUUCGCAAGUUAGCACUUGUAAUCAUUGAAAUAUCCUCAUCAGCGCCAGGCAUAGAAACAUUGCAAAUCGCCUCUACAUGCAUAGGAGCUAAAAUAAUCAAUAAAUUGAUCGUGGGCCCUUAAUAUAUAGAAAGAGGAAUAGAAGAAGAGCCUAGCGUUGUUGACUUGACAUUCCAUCUUCUAUUGAUGUUUUAUAUUUAAAAAAAAAUCAACAACAAAAAAGCCUUUUGUUUACUUUAUAUCCCCCAGUGCCAACAGACAACUUAGUUCUUUUUACAAACGUGACUGAUGUCCAAGAUGACUCUGUGUUCAGAAUACCCCAAAGCUGCCUCGAUAAAAUAAGAAUGUGACCAGUGCAAGAUGAUCAUGAUAACAGAGCUGUUUCGUAAUUAUAUAAUUUAUUAGUUAUCUUAAAAAGAAACGUACUAUUAUAUUUGGGGGAGGGGGUGUUAUUUAUUUGAAUAAACAUUAAGAUGCCUAGUGAUACAGCUGUUUCAAAUCUAAAGAGAUUUCUAAUUUCAAAAAAAAAUAAAAUAUGUAGUGUAAAUUUGGGAGUAAUAAUACAUAAUCGUAAAGAUGUACUUUUAAGCAGCUUUGUUCUCGCGUGAUAUAUUUGUUUUUCUAAUAAAUACAUUCAAUUUAUUCGGCUUUUUAUUAUUAUUUGUUUUUUUUUUUAAUUAUGUGUUCUGAUAUUUUUGUCAGUUUUUUUAUUCAUUUAACAAGAACAUAUCAGAUUUUUCUCUUUUCUUAUGUCAACUUUGAGCAUGAAAUUCCUGGAGAGCUCUAAGAAUUCUUAAUUAAAAAUUAUUUUUUUUCUGAAAUAUUAAAUAAAUGUUAAAGAAAAAGAAUUUUUUGUCUUAUUAUGUCCACUUUCUAGCCUUAAAAGAAAUGUUUGUUGAAACGUUUAAAUAUGGCGACAUAUUUUUUGUCCUUUUAAUUAUCUGAAAUAAAAGUCUUAAGACCAACUUAAAUAGUAUUUGCAUUAAAUAUAAAUUGGAAACAUGCUUCUAAAAUCAAAAUGUAUUGAAAAAAGGGAAAGUAUCAUGUAAUAUAUCUUAAAAGAUAAUAAAUACUGUUAUUACCUCCCUUUACCAAUCUGAAGUAAUCUAAACAAGAAAAAAUAUUAAUAAACAUACUUAGAAUUAUCUUAUUUAAAUUAAUUUAUUUAUGGAUGUAUUAAAGUAUUGUUAAG
Lymnaea stagnalis (great pond snail) is the source of this 10124-nucleotide messenger RNA. The record is from the annotation of a GenBank genome assembly. Lineage: Eukaryota; Metazoa; Mollusca; Gastropoda; Lymnaeidae.